Messenger RNA from Rhizophagus irregularis DAOM 181602=DAOM 197198, 957 nucleotides. RefSeq lists its product as uncharacterized. Gene Ontology annotation, cellular component: nucleus. Gene Ontology annotation, biological process: regulation of transcription by RNA polymerase II. The record is from RefSeq and is a predicted model, not a curated record. NCBI's taxonomy places the organism in Eukaryota, Fungi, Glomeromycota, Glomeromycetes, Glomerales, Glomeraceae. Gene Ontology annotation, molecular function: cyclin-dependent protein serine/threonine kinase regulator activity.
CAUCAAAUUCUCGAACUUUAAAAAUGUCAAAACUUUCUUUACAAAAUGCUAUAUUAACUUAUGAACAAUUAGAAACCACACCUUCAAAAAAGGAUAAUAUACCCGAAGAAUUAGAAGAUGAACUUCGUAGAUUAGGAUGCGAUUUCAUUCAAUCUGCUGGAAUUGUCUUGCGAUUACCGCAGGUAGCUAUGGCUACUGCACAAGUACUUUUUCAACGAUUUUUUUAUGUCGCGUCAUUAAAAAAAUUCUCCGUUAGGGACAUAGGUAUGGGGGCUUUAUUCUUGGCUUCAAAGGUUUCAGAAUCGCCAUGUAAAAUUCGCGAUUUAAUAAAUGUUUAUAACUAUUUGAUAAGACGUUAUCGUAAUGAACCAAAUGAACCAUUAGAAUAUUUAGGACAAGUAUUUUACGAAAUGAAAGAUGCGUUAGUAAUAGCUGAAAUGCAAAUACUAAAGAAAUUGGGAUUUAAUGUUCAUGUACAAUUACCAUAUGGAUUAAUGGUUAAUUACUUAAAAGUAUUAGAAUUAACUGAUCAUGAAACAAUUCCUCAAAAAGCGUGGGGAUAUCUUAAUGAUUCGUUAAGAACAAAUGUUUACGUAUGUUAUCAGCCUGCAACAAUUGCUUGUGCUGUUAUAUGGUUAGCUGCAAGGAUAGCUCAAGUCAAAUUACCAACGUCACCUCCAUGGUGGGAAUUAUUUGAAGCUGAGUUAGAAGAUAUGGAAAAUAUAUCCAGGCAUAUCAUGAGAUUGUAUGCUAUAAGGCUACCUUCAAAUUUACCUCUUUCACUUGAUGAAUUAGAAGAUUACUUGAAGAAUUAUGAAGAUAGAAGAAAAUCUGGAAUUAAUGAAAUUAAUGAAAUUAAUGAUAAUAAAGAUGAUUUGGGUCCAGCUCCUAUGGUAACUAUGUAAUCAUUUAAUCGAAGAGGAAAUUGUUUAUUUGAUGUGAAUUAUUAAAUAGUCG